AUGGACCCUAUCUCAGUAAUCGGCCUUGCUGGAUCACUUGUGGGCAUUAGCGAUGUGAUCGCGAAGAGUUUACGCCGCCUAAUCGACCUCCAAUCCCGAUAUCGAAGCGCCAGCCUUGUCGUCAGUCUUCUUAUCGGGCAGCUGAGUACGCUCAAAUCUGCUUUGAACCAAAUCACAGACUUUGUUACUUCAAGCCUGACGAGCGUGCAAAGGCGUGAGCAACUUGUUGCGGAUUUCGGGGUAUCUUUGGAGAGCUGCAAGCUCUUGAUUACGGUGCUAGAAGAGCGUCUUGACCAGCUGGAAUACAACGACAAUGGAAACUUGAAUGCCAAGGGCAAGGUCGUUUUUUUGUGGGAGGAAUCUGAACUGAAUGCUUUCACGGCUCAUCUCAACAAUCAAGCCAACGCUCUUAACCUUCUCCUUACGGCUUUACACUGUCGGACAACUUUUGAGCGCAAUGCGUUGCUCCAGGACGACGAAAGUCGCCGGAUUAUUAAGCGGGUGGAAGAUAACAGAGCAUCUCUGUUAUCGCUGGGGGAUUCAUCGUCCAGCUAUACCAGGCGCAGUAGAAGAACCGAGAAUUCCAACCUCCUGGACACGGAAUUCGGAUUUGAUAAUGAAGUAAUAACAACUGAUGUGUACCGGGCUGCAUUGAGGUCCAACUUGCAGAAAGCAGCUUCUAAGCGAGGUGAUCUAGUGCUCCCCGGCACGACCGAAGGGGAUAGCUCGACCCCUAUGCCUACAGCUCGUCUUGACAAUCUAGGGUCUGGAUCCAGUCCUCUUCUCACAACCCCAUUGCAUGAUGGUCUGGUGCUUGAGUCCCCACAAGAAUUUCCUGCUUUAAGACGAUGGUUUCAGACAGAUGGCGCCAUAACGCAUACCACCGAAUUUGAUAGAUUUAGUUCCCGAUUGAGUCGAGUCGGCAGUCUGCUCAGACGCGGCGACAAUGCUUCUGUAUUCUCUUUCAAAUCCCAAGCACAAAGCGAGGAUGAAAAGCCGGACUGUCCAUUGAUCGCAACUUCCGAGCCAUUGCCGAAACCAAAGACUGCUAGACGGCAUCUGCGAACGAUGGAAGCUCCGGAAGAGCUGAAGAUUGAAAAGUGUGAUGUCGCGGAGGAAGAAUUGAAAGUGAUACUCUUAGGAUCCGGAAACAGCGGCAAAUCGACGCUGUUUAAAUCCAUUGAUGCCUUCAACCAGGGCGGCCUGAAUCUGGAGGAGCGUUUGUGGUACAAGGAAGCUGUGUUCACGAACACGAUCCAGAGUAUGCGCGAUAUUAUACAAGCUAUGCGGGAGAAACUUGAUUUGCCACUGAAUGACAGCACAAAUUAUCGCCACGCACAAACGAUACUAUUCCCAUCAUCUAGCUUUGUUGGUAAUUUCUUCUGUUCAGACGUGUGUCCAGCGAUCGAGGCUUUAUGGAAAGAUGAGGGGGUGCAGCAAGCUUUUGAAAGGUCGAAUAAAUAUAUGCUGCAAGAUUCGGCUGCAUACUUUUUCAACUCAGUUCGUCGUAUCAGCGAAACUGAUUACAUUCCAACCGACGAAGACAUCCGCAGGGCUCGAAUCAGGAGUACUGGUAUUUUCAGCACAAUGGUGAAGUCUAACGGCAUCACGUUUAGACUAAUUGAUACUGGUGGUGAGCGAAGCGAACGCAAAAAGUGGAUCUCUCAAUUUGAGCAUAUUAGCAUCGCAGUCAUUGUGGUUGAUAUCUCGGCUUACGAUCUUGUCCUUUACGAAGAAACCUCCGUGAACCGUAUGCAAGAAGACUUUACAAUCUUUGAGAGUCUCUGCAACUCAAGAUGGUUUGUGAAAUCACAUAUCAUCCUUCUCUUUACAAAGGUUGAUAUCCUUGAGCAAAAAAACACGAAAGUUCCUUUCAGGAGGUAUUUUCCUGAUUUCACUGGAAAGGAGAACAACUUACAUGAUGUCAAGGAUUAUAUUGAGGUUCGGUUCGAGUCACUCAAUAACCAUCCCACGAAACCUGUUCAAACUAUCUUCGCAAGUUUGGUCGACGAGUAUGAUGGUUUGGCCAACCUGGUUCUGGAAGCCAUUGUUAGCCGGCUUUCACCGGGCUUGGAUACUUCCCUUAAAUGA
This is a messenger RNA of Lachnellula hyalina, 2091 nucleotides long. RefSeq names its product Guanine nucleotide-binding protein subunit alpha (gene CGA1). Gene Ontology annotation, cellular component: heterotrimeric G-protein complex. Bases 1 to 2091 code for a protein of 696 amino acids. NCBI's taxonomy places the organism in Eukaryota, Fungi, Ascomycota, Leotiomycetes, Helotiales, Lachnaceae. The transcript has 3 exons. Gene Ontology annotation, molecular function: guanyl nucleotide binding; G protein-coupled receptor binding; GTPase activity. Gene Ontology annotation, biological process: G protein-coupled receptor signaling pathway. The record is from RefSeq and is a predicted model, not a curated record.